AUGAAAUUAUUAUUAGGUAUCGCAUGCCUAUCAAAGACUCACUUAUGUAUUCUACUGGCUGGUGUUAUUUUUAGCAGUUUGUCUCUUGCCUCAGGAGUCUCUAUCCCGCUAUAUUUACAGAAGCCAAGUGAUCCAAAUAAACAUAUCUUCGGUACUUUAAUUCACCACAUAACUCCAGAGGAACCCCAAGGGCAUUUUGAGUUGACUGCAAUCAACCAGGAAUUCGAACCAGAUGUGUAUUGUGUGGGUGCUGAUACAUCUGAUGGACGUCAUUCAUGUUUCGCAUAUCUAGCUAUCGACUUACCCCUAAGGUACGAUCUUAUCAUUGAUCGUCUCCCUCAUUGUAGCGACAGCUUGAAGCUGUCCCUAAAGCUAAAUCCCAAUACAACAGGGAUUCAAAUAGUCGAAAGGGAAACCAUUCCAGGCCACGAUGCUCAACCCUUAAAGCGCAAGAAGAUAACGAAGACCUAUAAUGACAAGAAGGCCAAGGUAGUUCCCGGAACAGCUGCUUUCAAAGAAGAUGUUGAACCUGACAAACGGUCGUUUAUACAGAAGAACUGGAAAGUCGUUUUAAUUGGCGUUUUGGUCUAUGCAUUCCUUUCAAAGGGGGACAAGAGUAGCAAUGACAGCAAACAGGAUUCCAAGAAAGACUAG
Eremothecium sinecaudum is the source of this 654-nucleotide messenger RNA. It is a transcript of the gene EMC10, whose product is annotated as Emc10p. Bases 1 to 654 code for a protein of 217 amino acids. The record is from RefSeq and is a predicted model, not a curated record. NCBI's taxonomy places the organism in Eukaryota, Fungi, Ascomycota, Saccharomycetes, Saccharomycetales, Saccharomycetaceae. The transcript has 2 exons.